Messenger RNA from Emericellopsis atlantica, 1793 nucleotides. RefSeq lists its product as uncharacterized. The record is from RefSeq and is a predicted model, not a curated record. Bases 331 to 1635 code for a protein of 434 amino acids. The transcript is spliced from 5 exons. NCBI's taxonomy places the organism in Eukaryota, Fungi, Ascomycota, Sordariomycetes, Hypocreales, Bionectriaceae.
UCUUGUUCGAAAGCUGUCCGGGCCCCAACAACGCCCCAGCUCCUCGCUCACUCUCACCAGCCCAGUCAGCCAUUUGCAGUAUUCAUACAAGGACCGUUUGGCAUUCUUUCCCUUGUACAAGCCGUAAUGGCCUCCUCCAUUCUCACAGCGACCGUGAAGAUCUUCUGUCUCAUGCUGGCGGCGUCAAAGAUUGACCCAGCGCAAGGCGACGUCAGUCCGAGCCGUCGUAUCGAUGCGCGCUAAGACUCAGCGAACUGGACCGAGCUCAAAUGCGACAAUCUUGGCUGGGACGACCGCACAAAUCUGUCCCCAGAAGAGCGAUGGCACCAAAUGGAUGCUUCCACCGCGUGGUCCGACUUGGUCACUGGCUGGAAAGAGAAUAAGGACUUGUACAGCUCGUUUUCUUCUUACAUUGGUCUGAAAAUGGGAGUCGAUAGUGCCUUUGAAUGUGGCUCUCUGGAAGACGAUACUCUGUGGCGCGUAUCUACUUUCCUUUGUGGCAGCGAAAAGCUCGGUCCCGGCAGAGGUGUCGGCGGGCUUGCCAUUGUCAACUCUUUCGUGGCCAUCAAUGGAAUGUUUAGGACUGUGGAGGACACUAUAACGGACUCCUUCGCUCUGGAUUUGAAUACUACCGGUACUCUCGAUAGCUUUGCCGACGACUUUGCCCCGGGUCCUCUGGAACCCGACACGGCUUGGCGCCUUGUCUUGCUCGAUGUCUUCACCAUUGGAGCUUCGGCGGUGCUGGGCCCCCUUUUCAAGAAUAGAAUUGCCGAUUGGCCCCGGUUCGCAGAAGAAGGGUCUAAUGCAGCAGCCAAACUGAAGAACACGACGAUACUCGCAGUUCAGCAAGGCACAACUGUGGCCAAGGACUUGCUGACCAGAAAUCCGGCCGAAUGGGACUCGGACUCACAAGACGAUUUCAAGACAUACAGUACCACUGUGCUUUCUAGCUGGCCCAAUCACGUCGUUGACAACCUGAGCGUCUUGUUCGACGGUUCGGACGAGUCCAUCGACAGACUAGGCAAUAUGAUUGCGGACGGAAGUUUCAUAUCCGGCAGCGCCAGAUGGGGGGGUGGCGUCGUCAAAGAUGAAAAUAGCCAGACACUGAAGAGCUCUGUUGCUCGCACCUUUUUUGGCAUUGCUAUCUCUGAAAUCUGGAGAAUGUCGGGUACGCAUUCAUUCGUCAUCGACACGGGCUUCGAUUGCGAUAAAGACCUGUCAGACCUUCUGCAAGACGAUGUGAGGGACAAGACGGGAGUCUGUCACAACGGCAAGCGAUACUUUCUGGGGGUGCCCGAGGGGAACUAUAGUCCCUGGGACGGAACAUACGGCUUCUCGGUGCCGCCAGGCGUGGACGCCUUGGGAGAAGACAGUCAGUAUGGGGGUGUCACAAUCGAAGAUGUCAUUGUCGGGUCCCUCAACACUUUCGAGGCGAAUGGGGGGAAUGACGCCCCUCGACCCCAGGACCUGAAUGAAGGCGACAUCAACGACCUCGCUGUUGCAGAUGAUAUCAGGACCCCCGGCCUCAUGCGCCUUCCAGUCUGCUCCCCUGAGACCGCUUGGCGGUCGUGGGGCGAGGGAGAUGCCAGUGACAGCGCCGUCUAUCCUUGCAACAUUGUCGAAGGUAAAGACUGAUGCAGCAUGUCAACCUUUGUUGACCAGACGAGCGACGCAUCACCACCUAUGAAAGAAGGCCUCUAACUUGGAUUGUCAAAAACCUCCAAGGCUUUGCCGACAAGGAGUGGCGGAUCGAAGAGGCGAAAGGCCAGGUGGAACUGGGGAUUUCCGGUGGG